ACAGGCGUCGGCAUGUGGUCCAUCUCCGCCUCAUCCAGGCCGUAUCGACCCUCUCAGCCGAUCGCAGCCGGUGGUGCCGAUCGCGGCAGAGGCGGCCCCUUUGUCAAGCCGCUCCCGCCGGCCAGAGGUGGCCGGUGUGAGCCCAAAGCGCAGCGGAGGAGGCCAGCCAGGACCAGUGUCUUCUGGAGCGUUGAGGUUGCCACUCCAACGCCGGGAGGUCGAUGGACGGUCGGCCGCAGCGGUGUGGGGCGGCCCAAUCCGCCGUCCACGGACCGGUCCGACUGACCGCACAAACUUUCUCCAACGCGUGGGAACGGGGCGAGCUCCCAUGGAUUUUGACGAGUUGGAUGAGUUGGAUCCUGUGGAAGUUCCUGACCUGGGUCGGGACCUCGCCGUGAUCAUCCUGGGCGCCACCGGUUACACUGGUAGCUUGAUGGUUGAGCACUUGGAUGCCCUGGUCGACCUACAACCCAAAGCCGAACAACUCAAAUGGGGUGUAGCUGGUCGAAACCUGGCAAAGCUGAAGAACGUGGCGAGCCACUGCCGGAGCUGCCCACAAAUUUUUCACGUCUCCGAUGACGCGCAGUUGGAUCACAUGGUCUCCAAGGGCCGAGUGGUGAUCUCGGCGAUUGGACCUUAUGCUCUUUGUGGGGAGGCUGUGGUGGAAGCUUGCGUGAAGAACUCCACGCAUUACGUCGACAUCACGGGCGAAGUUCCCUGGAUGUAUCAGAUGGUCCAGAAGUAUCACGCUCGAGCAGAAGAGCUCAAGACAAAGAUCGUUCUCUCUGCAGGGAAUGUGUGUGCUCCGGAUGAGAUCUUGUGCUACAGCCUGGUUCGGACGCUAGGACCUUUGAAAGACUAUCGUGAAUAUUUCAGCCAGUUCGGAGGGAUCAGCGGAGGAACGCUGCAGACGAACAUCACUUCCUUGUGCAGCGACGAAGAUGGCCAGAUCAUUGCCAAAGAUCCUUUUUGCCUUGGCGGCAGAGGAAGCAAAGACAGGCCCGAGGAUUUGGACUGCGACCAGGUGGAGGCUGACUCGCUGUAUCCAUCCGUGUAUUUGGCUCCUGCGUACAACAGCUCGACCGGCUCUCGAGUUCUCCGCCGCAGCGCCGAGCUCUUUGCUGCCGAUCUGCGCUACGGCCAGGAGCUGCGGGUGGUGAUCCGCGAGGGGCACUUGCAGCGAGCGAUGGCGGAGCAGCAGCUGCAAUCCUUCUCCACCCCCAAGAAGGAGGCAGCCGACGCCCUCCUGCAGGCGCGCGAAAGGGACCAAGCGCCCUGGCCGGGCUUCGGUCCGCCGAAGGAGCUCCGGAAGCUCUACGGUGCUGAGAUCAUUGCUCUGGCACAGGCGGAGUCAGGUCAUUGGGCCUAUGCUCGCUGGACCUCGGGCUGUGCCUAUGAAGUCUCUGCCAUGUGCGCUGUGUGCGGGGCAUUGGUCUUGGCGGAAGAGGCGGGCGGAGCCGGUGGAGUUCUCACGCCAGCCUUCGCCUUCCAUGGAACCACGUGGAUCGAUCGUUUGCAAGAGGUGCCCUUCGCCAAUCGUGGUGGCCAGAAAAUUGCCUUGGAGAUCCAUGAGGGGAAACCCACUGAAGAGGCCAACAGAAGCUCUUGA
Molecule: messenger RNA, 1609 nt
Organism: Durusdinium trenchii
Lineage: Eukaryota; Dinophyceae; Suessiales; Symbiodiniaceae
Source: the annotation of a GenBank genome assembly